UCCCACCUCCCUGCCCGGGUUCCCGCGCGGCCUCCCCGCGCCCACGAGGUGGCGCCUGCGCUCUAGAGGGCGCCUCCCCGGCGCGGCGAGAGCCACAGCGGCGCCCAGCGACAGCUCGAACCUGAGCCGCAGGAUUCGGGGGACCGGAGGGCUUCGCCGUCCGCCAAGGGUUUUGCUUUGUGUAAGAAUGCUCUAUUACGUAAAGCAAGAAGUCACUGGAAGUGAGUGUCAGAAAGUAUUUGGUGGAGUUGAUGCAAGUGACAUUGAUGUUUGGGUCCCAGAACCAGACCACUCAGAAGUUCCUGCUGAAUGGUGGGAUUUUGAUGCUGAUAAGUCACUCCUUAUUGGAGUUUUGAAACAUGGUUAUGAAAAAUAUAACACUAUCCGAGCUGACCCAGCACUGUGCUUUUUGGAAAGAGUGGGAAAACCAGAUGAGAAAGCAGUUGCUGCAGAACAGAGGGCAAAUGAUUUUAUGGAUGAAAACUGACAGGCCCAGAUGGACAAAGAAAUGACCAUACUUUAAACGCGCAAGCAGUUUAAGGACAUCAGAAAAAGUAAUGAGUGACAGUGUACUGACAGUUCACUGGCCUGCCCACUCGCUCUCUCAACACACACUCCUGCAGCUCGAUUUCCUGCAUUUCAGGAGGAAAUCCCCUGCCUCUGGCUUAGAAUAAUCAAUUAUUUUGUUUACGCAAAAUUCUACAUAGUCCUCUAAUAGAGUCCUAUGCUUCUGAAAUUCUCUAUGUUAAAAUAAUCUUCAGAAGUAGUGUGUUUACAAAGCCAAACUCAGUGAUUUCCCAAGAUCAAAUACUCCGUGACAAAUUUUAUCCCCAAAUUUGGGAAAACAAUGAGAAGAAAGCAAAGAUGAAUCCUCGGAGGUCCUCAGAUAAGCUUUUCCUCUCCCAUUUUGCUCACUUUUACAUUUUUUGUAUUCAGAGAAUAAGAGGUGAGUCCUUCUAUGUAUAAUUAAAACACAUGUGAAUUGAAAUUCUCAGGUAAUUAAACUGAGGAGCUCACUGAGCAAUGUUUACUUCUUUGCAAGUUCCGUUCCUCUUCAAGCUGCGCUUUCGGUUUUUUCUUUUUCUUUUCAAUCACAGAGAUUAAAGCAGCCUGAAUUUUACAGUUGCAUCUUGUGCAAGAAGAGGUGAGCAGGGGGAGACAUAGUGGUUUUAGUAAAUAAUGCCCUUUGAUGUCUCCAACUCGAAACCCAUAUUUUGAGAUUCCUGAUGUAUCUAAUAGUAUUUAGAAUAAAAUGUUAAGUGCCAAAGCUGGAGCUGUUUGCAGAGAAAAAUGCCUGUGAAAUGUGGGUGUUAACAUUCAUUUCACAUCUCACCACCGUCUUAGAACAAAGCACUCCCCUUCUCCUCUGUGAAGUUUGUGUGAUGUAUAUGUCCUAUACUCGUGGUGUGUCCACUCUUCUUUUGGCUGCUGACCACAAAAUUAUUAAUAGCUGUUAACCUUG
Molecule: messenger RNA, 1462 nt
Organism: Manis pentadactyla (Chinese pangolin)
Lineage: Eukaryota; Metazoa; Chordata; Mammalia; Pholidota; Manidae
Product: chromodomain-helicase-DNA-binding protein 9-like
Exons: 5
Coding region: 188-487 (99 amino acids)
Source: RefSeq, a predicted model, not a curated record